AUGUCUGAAGCAAUCGAGUUGACUGAAGCUAAGCUACGUGUGUUGAAGGUAACAGAACUUAAAGAUCUACUCAGCAAGAGGGGGCUUCCCAUAACUGGAAAGAAAGAAGAUCUAGUAGCUCGGAUCGUUGCCUUCGAGCAGAGCAAACAAAGCAACUCUAUCUCGAUUGGACAAGUCAACGAGACAACGAACCACGUCUCCGAUCUCAAAUCAUCAAUAAGAUUAAGCCAAGUCCCAACGAACAAUGUCACUACCAACGACGUCCACUCAACAGGAAAAGAACAACACUCACCAAAUGAUGACGACUUCAAGUUAGAUGACAUUGCUUCUCCUGGCAUUGAUGAAAACUACGAUUGGGAUUUGUCUAUAUCGGAUAUACUCGGAAAAGAGGGUGACCUCGAUUUCGUAUCUCUCUCUCCAAAACCGGCAGCGGCUGAUUCAAAGGACACGCCAAAGAAAGUAGAAUCAAAAAAAGAUAACGAUUCUAAAGACAACAAUAAAAAUCCUUCAGAAAAUCGGUUGUCCGAUUCAAAAAUCACUGUAACCAAAGCUGAUACGGAAGAAUCAGCAAAUUCGACCGCAGAAUCCGGAGAGUUAGUGCCCCAAGAGGAGUAUGUAGUGACAGCUAGCGGAUUUAGAUGUAAAAAGAUCACAUUCGAUGACAAUCCUGUUAAGGCACCGGUUCUUUUGACCGAAGAAGAGAAACGGCGUAAGCGUGAACAAAAAUUUGGACCAACAUCAAAUGAUUCAGAAAAGCCUGCGCAAAGGAAUCCAGGCCGUUCUGCUUCAUAUCAUUCACAAGACGUAUCUAGAGGUCGGUCAUUCUCUUCUUCCGGAAAUGUGCGAAGUCAACCAAGACCUAAACUUUCUGCCGAGGACAAAGAAAAGUUGAAAAAACGAGCGGAGAAAUUUGGCCUUCAACCAAGAGGAGAAACAUCAAGUAUAAAUAACAAGACAAAUGGGAACAAAUCGACAUCGGUUGACCCCAUCGAGGAAGAAAAACGACGCAAACGCGCCGAAAAGUUUGGUACAGGGAAUGCUCAAAAGCGAAAAGUAGACGUAUGUUAA
Molecule: messenger RNA, 1068 nt
Organism: Paraglomus brasilianum
Lineage: Eukaryota; Fungi; Glomeromycota; Glomeromycetes; Paraglomerales; Paraglomeraceae
Source: the annotation of a GenBank genome assembly